GAAAAAGGAAAUUCAUUUUUUCUCUUUCUCUCUUUUUCUCUCUUUUUUAUAGAUAAACAUAUAUACAUACACAUAUUAUAAAUAAAUAUAUAUACAGCAGCCAUGAUUUCACUUGGUGAUGAAGCCAUCUCGAUCAAUGAAGCACUUUCAAACUAUGACCAAGUGAGUGAUUGUCCUAUACCACACAUUCAACAGGCUUCCAAUUGGGAUUGUGGAUUGGCGUGUGUAGCAAUGAUCUUGCAAGGCUUAGGAUUUAAUUGCAAUAUAGAAGAAAUAGCGAGACAGUGUUCAGUGAAUAGUGUAUGGACUAUUGACUUGGCGUUUAUAUUAAAGAACUACGUACAAGACUUUACUUAUUAUACAAGUUACUUGGGAAGUAGAAAGGAGUAUCAAGAACAAAAAUUCUACCAAGAGGAUUUCAAUCAAGACGAGAAGAGAAUUAAUAAAUUAUUUGCUAUCGCAAAGAGUUGCUCAGUACAUGUCGUAAGAAUGAUAUUGCCCUUGGAUGACUAUAAGAGAUUUCUAUAUUGUAAACAAUAUGCGACUAUUACACUUGUCAAUGCAAGGUUAUUGAAAUGUAAACUAUGUCAACAAACUCGUGGGUGCUUAGGAUCGAUCUGCGGUCAAUUAGAUUUCUUCCUUGAAAAGUUCAAAGGUUACGACUAUUUAGGUCAUUUUAUCCUCUUAAUUGGUUAUGAUCCAACUGAGGAUACCUUUAUUUAUCGUGAUCCUGCUAUCAAGGAUGAAUUUUGUGUAAUCUCUGCAGAUGACUUGAACGAAGCAAGACAAUCAGAGGGAACAGAUCAUGACUGCAUUGUAAUUAAACUAACAUCCACAUAAUUGAUUUAUAUAUACACAUCCAACAUUUAUAUAUACAUAUAUGCACAUAUAUAUUUAUAUAUAUAACCUUACAGCAUGUAAUAACCAUCAACAUUUAUAAAAACUUAUACCUUUUUUAUCGGAGGCAAAGACAGAUUGUAUCACCCUUUAUCAAAUAAAAAAAAAAAGCUGCUCCC
Molecule: messenger RNA, 1016 nt
Organism: Rhizopus microsporus ATCC 52813
Lineage: Eukaryota; Fungi; Mucoromycota; Mucoromycetes; Mucorales; Rhizopodaceae
Exons: 6
Coding region: 103-840 (245 amino acids)
Source: RefSeq, a predicted model, not a curated record